Tribolium madens (black flour beetle) is the source of this 1660-nucleotide messenger RNA. RefSeq names its product fatty acyl-CoA reductase wat-like. Gene Ontology annotation, biological process: long-chain fatty-acyl-CoA metabolic process. NCBI's taxonomy places the organism in Eukaryota, Metazoa, Arthropoda, Insecta, Coleoptera, Tenebrionidae. Gene Ontology annotation, molecular function: alcohol-forming very long-chain fatty acyl-CoA reductase (NADP+) activity. Gene Ontology annotation, cellular component: peroxisome. The record is from RefSeq and is a predicted model, not a curated record. The transcript is spliced from 5 exons. The coding region runs from base 79 to 1629 and encodes 516 amino acids.
UAGCCGGCGACAGAACCCGAUAGAAACGCGUGUGUCUAGUGUUCAAUUAAUUCCAAUUAAUUAAAAUUAAUUAAAAUAAUGAGUCGUACGGAAGAAAUUCUGCGUCUGAUGCGCGAAUCGGGUGAAAUCAAAUGGUGUCCUAGAGAAAAAUCACAAAUCGCUGAUUUUUACAAAGAAAAAAAUGUUUUCGUGACGGGCGCCACUGGAUUUUUGGGAAAACUACUAGUGGAGAAAUUGCUAAGGGCGUGUCCCGACUUGGGAACGAUUUAUAUUCUCGUGAGACCGAAAAAAGGCGAAGAUGAGCACAGCAGAGUGGAUAAGUUGUUCAGCGAUCCGAUUUUUGGACCUUUAUCAAAACUUUUCCCCAAGUUUCAACACAAAAUCAGUAUCAUCAAGGGCGACAUCUCCCUCCCUGACCUAGGUUUAAGCCCUUCAAGCAAAACCCUAAUUUACGAAAAGAUAAACGUCAUUUUUCACAUUGCUGCAACAGUCCGAUUUGACGAAAAAAUCACAGUCGCCACUGCAAUUAACGUUCGGGGGACACGUGACCUCCUCAACAUGGCCAAAAACUGUCAAAAACUACAGUCAUUUGUUCAUGUCAGUACGGCCUACGCCAACUGUGUUCAAAAAGAAAUCAACGAGGUUUUCUACCAAAUGCCAAUUUCAGCGCAAGGCUUGAUCGAAUUGGUCGAAACUAGACCAGAGUCGACUUUGAUCGAACAAACAAAACUGAUUAUAGGAAAUUGGCCCAACACUUAUACUUUUACUAAAGGGGUGGCCGAAGACGCUGUGAAAAAUUUCGGAAAAGGGCUUCCGGUGUGCGUCGUGCGUCCUGCAAUUGUAAUUGCAACCUAUAAGGAGCCUUUACGCAGCUGGAUUGACAAUCUAUAUGGAGCGACGGGGAUCGUAGUAGGCGCAGGGACCGGCCUACUAAAAACCAUGCACUGUGAUAAAACCAAAACAGCCGAAUUGGUCCCAGGCGACUAUGUGAUUAACAACAUGAUCGCGGCAUCUUAUAAAACGGCAGUAGAAAAAAUAACCGAUAAAAUUCCGAUUUAUAAUUACGUUUCGAGCGUUGAGAAUCACCACACGUGGGAGGAUUUCAUGCAGAAAUGUCAAUUAUGGGGUGAAGAGGUACCAACAAUACGAUGCGUGUGGUACUACUGCUUGAUCCUAAAUAAAUUCUACUUUGUUCAUUUUUUGUAUAGUAUUUUAUUGCACUUUUUGCCGGCUCUUAUCAUGGAUUUGGGGAUGGUGUUAUCGAAGCAACGGCCAAUAAUGGUGAAAAUAUACAAGAAAAUCACCAAAUUCGAAAGUGUUAUUUCGCACUUUUCCACCAACGAGUGGAAAUUCCACAAUGACAACACACAGGCCCUUUGGAAUUUCAUAAAUGACGACGAUAGGGCCAUGUUUCCUUUCAGUAUGAAAACGCUAGAUUGGGACGAGUACCACAAGACCCAUGCGCUGGGUUUGAGGCAAUAUUUAGUCAAAGAUGACAUUUCCACACUUCCACAAGCCAAAAUAAAAUGGAAAAGAUUCUAUAUUGCCAACAAAGUCAUCAAAUAUCUUGUGUUCAGUGUAAUAUUUUAUGUAAUUUAUUCGAUUUUUUUAACACUUUUUAAUCACUGAUUGGGUUUGUAAUAAAAUUGUUUUUUAAUGA